UUUCGACGGCUGUACAUGGUCGUUUUCGCCUUUUCAAGGACGUAGUUUUCACAGAUAGACGGAAACUAAAGCUUUGAUUGAAUCUUACAAUAUAAAUAAAUUAUUAUUUACUAUUAUAUAUUCAAAUUAUCGUCGAAAUUCUCUCAUUGUCGUCGGUCGGACCACGAUACGGAGAAACCCUUGAGGCUUGACUUCGGACUCUUCAGUGACAUGGAACUGAAAAGAGUCACAGACAUGGCGGAGUCUUUUUGGAGAUGCUGAUCAUCCGAUGGCUGACACGAAAUGCCAAAGAACAAACCUACUAAAACCUUUGCAUGUGACAUUUGUGACUUCAAAGUCAGCAAUCGUUACAUUUUUAAGCGCCAUUUGCACAGAUGUCUUUCUAUUCAUGGCAUAGCUUCGAAGUCUUCAACAUCUCGCAACCCUAUGAGGUUGAAAGGAACAGAAGGACUGCUCACUAAGGAUGCAUCAGGUCAAAAUGACUCAUUAAAAGAAGACGGAGAAGGUGAAAAGCUGGAGGAUGAGGAUGUAGCCUCUGUUUCAAGACUUGAUCGAAAUGGAAAAGAAGAGGAGAAAACUGAAGGUCUUGAAGGAAGUAUUGAUGAGGUUUCCCUCAUCUCUGAAACUGAAAAAUAUGGCAACACUGUAUCGGACACGAGCCACACAGAAGUCAAUGAUUCAGAGGUUAAAACUGAGGUGCAGUCCGAUAGCCAUCCCUAUGAUCUGAAAGAAAAAACAAACUGCCCUGAACAGAACAAUGAAGAGAUUUCUAUCACACGGACAGAGGGAACUUCAGUACCCAUGGAGACUUCAAGAGUCCUGACCUCGAGUACACCAGUAGCACCCUACAGCAGAAAAUACAAGUGUGAUGAAUGCCCAUUUGAAUGUCGGAGCUCUCGUGAAUACCUGUACCAUUUGCGAGAUGUCCAUGGCAACAGGAGACCCAUUUAUGAGUGUGGCCGUUGUGACUAUGCCUCCCGUUUCAAUAACAAGGUGGAGAGACACAUGUCUGUGCACAAGAAAAAGCUAAUGGGUUUACCUCAGAUGGAGUGGAAGACAAAGAGGAGCGAGAGACUUCAAAACCAGCUUCAGACGGGCACAAAUUUGGAAGGGGAUGAAGUAGGUGAAGGAGAGGAAAGCAACCUGCGUGUGAAGCCUCUAAAAUUGCUGCGGUUGAAUAAGAAGACGCCGUCCCUCUUCCAGGUCUCUGAUAAGAGUGAGGGUCAAACUGCAAGGAAAUCCAAAGAAGUGUUCAAGCUGAUACUAUCUGAGAAUGGGAGUCAAUUUUAUCAGUGUAGGGACUGCUUGUACUUCUCUCCUCAUUCUCACAAUGUGAAGAAGCACCAUGCUGUCUGUCAUAACAAGAUGCUUACCUGUCCCCACUGUUCCCUGUUUGCCACAACAGGGCAGGCUGCUUACUAUGAACAUCUGCUUACCCAUCAAAACCGAGGCUACACCAAAUGUCCUGAUUGCUCUUAUGUCACCAAUGCAAAAUCCAAUUAUGAGAAACAUCGGUCUUUCCAUGAGCGGGAAUUUCCAUUCAAGUGCACGGAAUGCAGCUUUGGCUCCGAUUCAGAGAGCAAAAUAAAACGUCACAUGGCAACUCAGCAUCGCAAUCCCUCUGCAGUUAAUGAUUGUAUUUCUGUGGCACGCAAGGAUCUGACAGAGGAUUUGGAGACUGCAGAAGAGGGUGUGGAUAUUUCUUGGGAAGAUAUGGAUUUAGCAGAUGAGGAUAUGAGUGGCAGUUUGCCAGAGACAGAUGUGGACAGUCUUAUGCAGCAGAAUGAAGAGCAACUUGGUGCAAAGUCAGAUAAACACAAGCAUUUUGAAGUGGAGUACAGAUGUCCUAGAUGCCCUAUGGUUUGUUAUCGUCGUGCUAACUUCACAAGACAUCUCACUGCAAAACACAAGUUUAAUCAUCUGAAUGCUGCUGCCUUGAGCAAAUCACUGGAGCGGCCUACUUCUCGUGGGGUGAAAAGAAAACUUCCAACAUACCCAAGCACCCACAUGAAGCAGAGACGACUACUGCUUCAGUCUAUUGGUGGAGAAAGCCUGAAGUGUUCUCAUUGUUCUUACUCUGCAAAGUGGCCAAGUGACCUGCGGCGUCACAUGCAGGUGCAUACCAUUGUGAAGAGGUUUAAAUGCUCUCUCUGUCCCAAUAAGUACAAAUACUAUGGAGACCUCAAUGUGCACAUGAGGCGGGACCACAACGCCGAGCCGCCUGCCAAUGUCUCUAGGGAGGUCACAAGGAAUGAGGAUGUUGUCAAAAAAGCCUCCCCGGCUGCCUUCCGGUGCCCGAUUUGCUCCUUCUGUACUCAGUCUAAGGCUGAGUUGGAGCAGCACUCUCGCACUCACGGUGACAUGGAAAAGACGUAUCAGUGCCGCUUGUGUAAUUACCAAACAUACUGGCGAGGUGAUGUAGGUCGUCAUCUUUAUCGGCACCAUAGUGUGGUGCUCAGCAAGGAAGCCUCAGAAAUGACAGAGUAUUUUAUUUACCGCCCGCACAUCAGACCCAUUACUAAGCAGCCUCAUCUUGCUGGAUCGACAGCGUCCUUGGAACAGGAAGGAGCCAUAGAGGGUAUAGGUACAUCUUCAUCCGGUGUUGUCCCACUGGUAGUAGGGGAAGAGGAUUCAAGUGCCAGUAUUAGCCAGCGACCCGCGACCAGUGUAGUGUGUCUCAAGGAGGGCUCUUUUGUUUGCGAGUACCCCAGUUGUGACUUCAAGACGUCCACAUCAGACAGGAUGGAGGCUCAUUUAGCUGUCCAUUUGAAUCUCAAGCAAUUCAUGUGCCCCGUCUGUGGCAAACGGACAAACUGGAAGUGGGAUGUGGUCAAACACUUGAGCAAGGUCCACUCGAAAGCCUAUGCAUCUGUUGAUGAAGUGAUUACUUUACCCAUUGAAGAAGCUAAAGCCACCAUUGAUGAGUAUUUAAACACUAUGGAAAGGAAGCAGAAAGAAAUGUCUGUGAACCUGUGCUCUUUGUGUGAUUUCCGCUCCCAUGAAAGAAAUCGUGUGGUCAGACAUUUGGGUACUGAUCACAAGAAAGAGAGUGGCAAAGUGAUUACACACAUUAUCUCUAGCCCAGAGGAAUAUGAGGCAAGUGUAAAUGCCGAGAGGGAGAGAAAUCUGUCGCGAGAGAAGAAAGUUCCUAAUGAGAAAAUGUUGGGGGAAAAUCUGAAAUAUGUCAAAGUUGAGGAAGUCCAGAAAGUAACCAAAUUUGAGGAACCACCUUUAGAAGAGCUGGCAAGAUAUGACCACCCUUAUGCCUGUGCCAUCUGCAAGAAGCCUGGGCUCAAUAAAGGGGAUGUGAAAAAACAUUAUAACUAUGCGCAUCCUUACAAAGAGGUAAGAGUGCUAUAUAUACCUACUGGUACUGAAUUCAACUAUGACACAGGGGAGGUCUAUCAGAAGUCAUCAAAGCGUGACCUUGGUGAUAGCAUGCUUGACUUAGACCUUCAGGGCUCCCCGAGUAAGAUGAUCAGGCCUGAUUCAAAGUUUAGCAAUCCCAAAAUGCAUGGAUAUGUGAAACCUUUUAAGUGCUCAAUAUGUGGCUUGCGUUCCAAUUGGAAGUGGGACCUGAAAAAGCAUCUGAGGUCCAAGCAUCCGAACAAGGGAGGCUUUGUUAUCAUGCUCUCCAUAGAGGAGGCCCAGGAAACAUACGGCACUGAAUGCACCCUCAGUCACCCCAAACAAGAGGAUUUUUUGUCUGCCACUCGGGCCUCCUCUGGCCAGACCUCUCCAGUGUCCUCUUUAUCAUCACACAGUGAAAUGCUCAAACCAGUUUUUGAUAGUGGAAUGGUCACAGGUCAAGAGGACUAUUUGUCCAAUGCACUAAGGGGUCGGGAUAAGGUCACCAAUGUGGACCCUAAUCGUCGUCAGUGGAAGUGCUCUGGCUGUGACUACAUCUCAAACUGGCGCCGCAAUAUGGCCAGACACAUUCACAGAAAGCACUUGGAGCAGAAGGACUCCAUCAGGGUGAUUCCCCUGCAUCCACCUUCAAGGCAGAGCAGAGAGGCCCAAGGUGGGCAAAAUCUCAUGGACAAGUUCCUGCAGCAAGGCCUGCCGACCAUGGUGAAGAUGGAGACGCAUCCCAUGGACAUCAAUCUUCUGAAGGAACGCAAAUCUAGCUUGGCUCAGCCAGACAACCGCAUCUGGCGGUGUCCAGAGUGCCCCUUUGUCUCACAGCUGCGCACACACAUUAUAGUGCAUAUGCAAAAACACGAAAUGAAACCUUUCAAAUGCGGUGUUUGCCAUCUCCCUUUCAUGAAUCGGGGUCCUCUCCACAGGCAUAUUCAGAAGUUGCAUCGCCGGUCAGACUAUGUGAAACUGAGCAAACUCAAUAUCAAGUAUGAUGAUAAUGCUGAAAUUAAAGUGACAGAGAAAGGGGCUUUGGUGAGUUCGUUUCUGUGCCGCCUGUGUAAUCAUGAGUCUUGUGACCGGUCUAACAUUGCCAACCAUCUGUUGGAGGUUCAUAGCUCCCAAGACCCCGAAAAUAUUUUGAAAGUGGAAAAAAACCUUUAUACUCCCAUGAAACCAAACCUUGAGUUUAAGAGCUUGCCUCGGCCUGAUCCACAGAAAGCUGGAAAUCGCAAAUUCCAUUUCUGCCCUCUGUGUCCUUACAGAAGUCAGAAAAAAUCAAUGCUGGCAUUUCACAUGACUUAUCACCGUCCUUCAGCAGUGAACCGAUACAAGUGCAAGUACUGCAAUUACUAUGUGAGCACUGUUCGCCUGUUGCACCAGCACCAAAGGAAGUGGCACAGUGACCCAGCAGCUGCCACCCCUGAGCAAGAGCAGCAUCUGCCUGAGUCUCCUUUGAGGAACUGGGCAGUUGGCACUGAAGGCACACCUGAGAAACAGACAGGAAGUGGGUCUGCACGACGCCAUUGCUGUGAAAAGUGUCCAUACACAACCAACAGCAAGAACGAUUUUAUUUAUCACAAGCAGUUUCAUCGGCCAAAACGAACAGCUGAAUUUAAGUGUGAGCACUGUGACUACUGGGUGGUUCACAAGAGGCUUCUCAAACAGCACAUGCGUCUGCACACUGGAGCCACGAGCCCUACUGCAGGGGCACUUUCUCCAGAGCUGUCACCAGCAAAAUCUCUUUACUCAGAUCCCGGCCUUGUGUAUGAUCCGGUGGAACUGUCUGAGCUGGCAGCGGUGAAACAGAAAAUGAUCAGCGACAAGAUCACAGCCAGCCUGUCAGAGCAACCCACAAUAAGCCCCAUGAAGCUGGCCACGCGCUGCUCAACCGACGAUAAGCCUGGCUAUGUUCUCAAGAACGGCAUGUACCGCAAGCUGCACCGAUGUCGUUUCUGCCCAUACACCAAUGUGCGUGCUCGCAAUAUGGGUCUUCACGAAAUGAUGCAUGGGCCAAGGAAGAGCCCACAUCCGCUUUUAAAGUGCCCAUACUGUGACUAUUAUGUUGGCUCUAAGGGACUCCUUUCUCACCACAUGAAGGUUCACCAGAAGUCCUAUGGUGAGCGGCCUGAUGGUGAUGGUGACAUGCAAGACUUCCCUGAAGCAAAUGAAGACCACGAUGAUUUGGAACAGGACAUAGCGCCCCAGCAAAAAGUGGACACACUGCUUCAGAUCUCUCGGUUUAAGAAGUUUGGCUGUGAGAAGUGCCCGUAUGCCAGUGGAAAGAGAGCCCAUUUUGAGCGCCAUUUGGAGCUGCAUGGUUCCCGUCAGCGGUACACCUGUCAGUUCUGUGAUUACAGUGUGCCAUCAAACAACCUUUUGCUACAGCACACCAAACUCCAUCUGAUGCCCAACCAAAACCUGUUGCUGUCGCAGUCUAUCAACAACCUUCAGCAGCUAAGUGAUGUGCCAGCGGACGUAGCACUGGCCUCUGCCUUACCACCGGCCGACGCUCACAGUCCGGUGACUAUAAGCGUAGUCCACGACCAUCUUGGCCUGUAUGAGAAUGGUAUUAUGGAUGCAGAACCGAAGAAACUGUACAGGUGUGACCGCUGCCCGUAUGCCAACAUACGUCGGGACUACCUGCUGUCCCACCUCAAAUUUCACAUGGUGUCUAGCUCUUUGGUGUGUCCUUAUUGUGACUACAGUGCCCCCAAGCAGGCACUUCUCACGCAGCACAUCCGAGUCCACUUUUGCCCGCUGCCUGAACUGUCUGAUUGGUUGUUGGAAACGGGUCUGGGAGAAACCCAUGCUGGGGCCCAGUCUCUGGAUCUGCUGGAGGCUCUGAAGGUUGCACAUGAGUAUCAGAACCAGUCUAAAAAGAAAGACAAGAGUAAGAAUGGGUCUGCUUUGGCUGUUGACAAAUCAGGAAACAAAGAGGAGAGAACUGAGGGCAAGGAAAAUGUCCAGGGCUCUGAUACAGUCCCUCUGAUGUUCAUCUGCCAGUAUUGUGAACGAGAAUUUGCCAGCUCGGAGAAAUUGGUGAAUCAUGAACUGCAGCACUUAGUGGGGAACCACUUUGAGGCAUCUCUGAAAGCGGUUACAGAGCAGCAACUACAGCAGCAGCAACGAAAGCUUCAGCAGCAAGUGGUCAAAGGAAGUAGCAGCGAGGCCUCCGCCGGUCAAAAGAAAGGCCAACAAGCUGCAGGGAGCAGUCAGAGCAGUGGUAACAGCGGCCGCAGCAGUCUGAAGGGGAGCAGUAAAAGUGGGGGGAAUGAGGAGGGGGUUAAGGAUUUGGCGGGUGCAGUCCUGGGUGCGAGUGGUGGCGCAGGAGACAGUGUAAGUAUUGCAGGUCAAGGGAAAGCCUUCUCUCAUCCCGACCUGGGACAAGAACCCAAGGGUCUCGGCAAGGAGUCCAUUCUUUCGGGAGCAGCUGAAAAAACAGCCCUCAAGACAUCUGAUAGGACCAACGGAACUGGCGAGACUGACGAAGGACGCCAUCUGAGCGAUUCGGUGGUAAAUUUGAGUGAAUUGGACAAGGCGAUAAGUAGUAGCGACAUGAAUCAUGAGACAGAGAGAGCAGCCAAGGAAGUGUCUCAGGACAACAGCCCCAGCGAGAGAGGAAAGGAAUUAAAUGCUGCUGUUAAAGAGCUCGGAUCCUUGAAGGCUAAUGGUAAAGAUGUGGGAGGAAGGUUGGAGGCAGAGGGGAUAGGUAUAGCCUCCGAGACAGAUAAGACAGUAAGUGUAAAGGAACCAGUAGAGGAAAAAGAGGAACAAAAACGUGAUGACAGUACUCUUAUCUCCCAGCAGGAGAAGGAAGAGACGUCUGGAAGACCUGGCUUGGAUCAAGGGGGAAAGCAGGGAACUGAAGAGACCUUUCUUAUAGCGGAGACGGAAGAGAAGAAAGACUAGUUUCAGGGAGGUCCUAGGUAGACAGCAGAUGAGUCUUGCAAGCAUGGAUGGCUAGGUCAAUGGGAAAGAAGAUAUUUCCAAGGAAUUAUGUUGGGUUUUUUUUGUAUUUCGCUGUAGAUUGCUUUUUUUUUCAUGUUGUUAUUGUAUAAUAGUGGGUUACGGUAAAGCUGGACCAGUCAUUUUUAUCUACUAGAUCUAGUGCAUAUUAUCUGGGUUGGCCAUCAGGGUCACAGUUUCGUCUUACAGGGAGAGGCACCAGAAAGGCAGUGAUUGUGAUACAUGAUGACAUGGGAGGAGGGCUAAAAUUUAUUUUAUCUUAACUCACUCACUGCCAUGCCCGAACCCAGUCAGGUGAUCCGCGUAUACCGCUACCUGCCAAACCCGAAACCCGUCGGGUGCGUUUUUACUACUAUUUUUCAAACAUUCCCCGACAUGUUCCGGGCUUGGCAGUCGGAGAUAUGCGACAUAAGCCAGUUUAGUUUCAAUUCCGCAUUGUUGCAGUAACUUCCCUUGAAUAAGUGACUUUUUCGAACUCACCCGAAACAAACUUAGAAACUACUAACGCUCAGUUACGAUGGCGACGGCGUCUCAACGAGGUCUGAACAUUUGAAUUGAUGGAUCCAUUCGUCAAUAUAAAAGGGUCAAAUUUAGAUCUUUUUGCAGAUGAUGGCGAUGAUGAACAAUCAUACAGAGUUGAUAAUGUGUAUAGGAAAGGAAA
This is a messenger RNA of Aplysia californica (California sea hare), 7987 nucleotides long. RefSeq lists its product as uncharacterized. Bases 283 to 7269 code for a protein of 2328 amino acids. The transcript is spliced from 20 exons. The record is from RefSeq and is a predicted model, not a curated record. NCBI's taxonomy places the organism in Eukaryota, Metazoa, Mollusca, Gastropoda, Aplysiida, Aplysiidae.